CGUCAGCGUCCUCUUCCCUGCCUAUCCCCGAGAGCGGUGGGCAGUGUACUUACCGGGUCUUACGUUUAACGAAAGAGAAUCUCAAUCCAUCUCUCAAAAUGGUGAACUUCACCGUAGACCAGAUCCGUGCCAUCAUGGACAAAAAGUCCAACAUCCGCAACAUGUCUGUGAUUGCGCACGUGGACCAUGGGAAGUCAACGCUGACCGACUCGCUGGUGUCCAAGGCAGGCAUCAUCGCCUCCGCCCGAGCUGGGGAGACGCGUUUCACCGACACUCGCAAAGAUGAGCAGGAGCGCUGCAUCACAAUCAAGUCUACUGCCAUCUCCAUGUACUACGAACUGAGCGACAACGACUUGGCCUUCAUCAAGCAGUGCAAGGAUGGUUCUGGCUUCCUGAUCAACCUUAUUGACUCCCCUGGGCAUGUGGACUUCUCCUCCGAGGUCACAGCUGCUCUUCGUGUCACCGACGGUGCCCUUGUUGUCGUGGAUUGCGUGUCCGGCGUGUGUGUGCAGACCGAGACCGUGCUGAGGCAGGCCAUUGCUGAGAGAAUCAAGCCAGUUCUGAUGAUGAACAAAAUGGACCGUGCCCUGCUGGAGCUGCAGCUAGAGCCCGAGGAGCUGUACCAGACCUUCCAGAGGAUUGUGGAGAAUGUCAAUGUCAUCAUCUCUACCUACGGCGAGGAUGAGGGUGGACCAAUGGGCAACAUCAUGAUUGACCCAGUUGUGGGUACUGUGGGGUUCGGUUCUGGUCUCCACGGCUGGGCUUUCACCCUGAAGCAGUUUGCAGAGAUGUAUGUUGCCAAGUUUGCUGCCAAGGGUGAGGGUCAGCUGGGGCCAGCCGAGCGCUGCAAGAAGGUGGAGGACAUGAUGAAGAAGCUCUGGGGAGACCGGUUUUUUGACCCAGCCUCUGGCAAGUUCAGCAAAACCGCAACUGGCCCUGACGGCAAGAAGCUGCCCCGCACCUUUGCUCAGCUCAUCCUGGACCCCAUCUUCAAGGUGUUUGAUGCCAUCAUGAACUUCAGGAAGGAGGAAACGGCCAAGCUGAUUGAUAAAUUGGAGAUUAAGUUGGAUGCUGAUGACAGGGACAAGGAAGGCAAACCCCUGCUGAAGGCAGUGAUGCGUCGCUGGCUUCCUGCUGGUGAAGCCCUGCUCCAGAUGAUUACCAUCCACCUGCCUUCCCCCGUCACAGCCCAGAAGUAUCGCUGCGAGCUGCUGUACGAAGGACCUGGUGAUGAUGAGGCUGCCAUGGGUAUCAAGAACUGUGAUCCAAAAGCACCCCUGAUGAUGUACAUCUCCAAGAUGGUGCCCACCUCUGACAAGGGCCGCUUCUAUGCCUUUGGUCGUGUCUUCUCUGGCUGUGUCUCCACUGGGAUGAAGGUGCGCAUCAUGGGACCAAACUUCACCCCUGGGAAGAAGGAAGACCUGUACCUGAAACCCAUCCAGAGGACCAUUCUGAUGAUGGGCCGUUAUGUGGAGCCCAUUGAGGAUGUGCCAUGUGGGAACAUCGUGGGGCUGGUUGGCGUUGACCAGUUCCUGGUGAAGACUGGGACCAUCACCACCUAUGAGCAUGCGCACAACAUGCGUGUGAUGAAGUUCAGCGUCAGCCCUGUGGUGAGGGUGGCUGUGGAGGCCAAGAACCCGGCCGACCUGCCCAAGCUGGUGGAGGGCCUCAAGCGUCUGGCCAAGUCAGAUCCUAUGGUGCAGUGCAUCAUCGAGGAAUCCGGUGAGCACAUCAUCGCCGGCGCGGGUGAGCUGCACCUGGAGAUCUGCCUUAAGGAUCUGGAAGAAGACCAUGCCUGCAUUCCACUGAAGAAAUCAGACCCUGUGGUGUCCUACAGGGAGACUGUGAGUGAGGAGUCGGACCAGAUGUGCCUGUCCAAGUCCCCCAACAAACACAACCGUCUGUACAUGCGUGCGCGUCCCUUCCCCGACGGCCUGGCUGAGGACAUCGAUAAGGGCGAUGUGACUGCCCGCCAGGAGAUGAAGGCCCGCGCCCGUUACCUUGCUGAGAAGUACGAGUGGGAGGUGACCGAGGCCCGUAAGAUCUGGUGCUUCGGACCGGACGGAACAGGACCAAACAUGUUGGUGGACGUUACCAAGGGGGUGCAGUACUUGAACGAGAUCAAGGACAGCGUGGUGGCUGGCUUCCAGUGGGCAACCAAGGAGGGUGCACUGUGUGAGGAGAACAUGCGUGGUAUUCGCUUUGACAUCCACGAUGUGACCCUGCACGCAGACGCCAUCCACCGUGGCGGUGGCCAGAUCAUCCCCACAGCUCGUAGGGUGCUGUACGCCUGCCAGCUCACAGCAAAGCCCCGCCUCAUGGAGCCCGUGUACUUGGUGGAGAUUCAGUGUCCGGAACAGGUGGUCGGUGGCAUCUAUGGCGUGCUGAACAGGAAGCGUGGUCACGUGUUUGAGGAGUCCCAGGUGACAGGCACACCCAUGUUCAUUGUCAAGGCCUACCUGCCCGUCAAUGAGUCUUUCGGCUUCACCGCUGACCUGCGCUCAAACACUGGUGGUCAGGCCUUCCCGCAGUGCGUGUUCGACCACUGGCAGAUCCUCCCUGGUGACCCCAGUGACUCCGCUUCCAAGCCAUGCCAGAUCGUUGCCGAGACCCGCAAGCGCAAGGGCCUGAAGGAAGGCAUCCCAGCCUUGGAUAACUACCUGGACAAACUGUAAACUCCUCAUCUCCUUCCCCUGUUUCCCUUCUCCCUCCCUCCCACCUUUCCUCUCCCUCUUCACAAUGUGCGUGGCGGACAGAACUGUACAGAACACUUGCGUCAUAACUUUGCCAAAAUGGAAAGUACAAAAGCUGACUUCAUCUAUUAAUGGAACAAAAUACCAUCUUAAUAAAGGAACAUAAAAAUCGUAA
Messenger RNA from Scleropages formosus (Asian bonytongue), 2868 nucleotides. Its product is annotated as elongation factor 2-like. The coding region runs from base 99 to 2675 and encodes 858 amino acids. Gene Ontology annotation, biological process: translational elongation. The transcript has 13 exons. Gene Ontology annotation, molecular function: ribosome binding; GTPase activity; translation elongation factor activity. Gene Ontology annotation, cellular component: ribonucleoprotein complex; cytosol. Lineage: Eukaryota; Metazoa; Chordata; Actinopteri; Osteoglossiformes; Osteoglossidae. The record is from RefSeq and is a predicted model, not a curated record.